This is a messenger RNA of Neurospora tetraspora, 378 nucleotides long. RefSeq lists its product as uncharacterized. The transcript has a single exon. The record is from RefSeq and is a predicted model, not a curated record. NCBI's taxonomy places the organism in Eukaryota, Fungi, Ascomycota, Sordariomycetes, Sordariales, Sordariaceae. The annotation marks the transcript as partial.
CUCUCGCAGUGGCGCCUUGCUUGGAUUAGCGAGAAAGAACUAUCGUCCUUCCUCCUGGAUCCACAGACUGGCAACUUCCACAGCUGGCUUUUCGAUAUUCUAAUGGAUUUUGAUGUUCACAAAAGGGUUGCAAGAGAGGUCCAGAACAAUCCUCAAGCAGAAAUUCUAGAAAUGCUGGUCAGCCAAUGCCACGAUGCUGAGGUUAUGAGCCGAGAAACCCGUGACUUUCGCAAAAUUGUUCUGAGAAUCUUGUACCUGAAAUUGGAUGUUCAUUGGCUAGCUGCCUUUGUAAGUAGGAAGAGGCACAAGGAGGCCAAGGGGUUUAUCAAGCAGCUUCUGGAAGAGUUGAGGAAGAGACGGCGUGAAGAACGACGGAAG